GUACUAUCUAAUCAAUUACAACGUAAUAGGUGCUCGAGAUCCGGUAUAAAUUCGAGAAGAUUCGGCGGAGUCUUCACUUUUGGGGCAACAUGUUCAAGACUCUCUUGGUUGCAGCUCUCCUGGCACUUGCCGUCGAAGCAAGGCCAAACUCUCGUCUUCCACGACUCGAUGGAAGAAUCGUAGGUGGUUACGACGUCGACAUUGAAGAACAUCCGUACCAAGUCUCCCUACAAUAUUACGGAAGCCACUUCUGCGGUGGAUCGAUAAUCGCACCCAACAAAAUUUUGACUGCCGCUCACUGCACGGUUAAGCGCAAGGAAAGGGAUCAUAUGAGCAUUCGUUACGGUUCGACCACAAAGGAGGAUGGUGGCGAUGUUGUGCAAGUUAAGGACGUCGAGGAACAUUCCUCAUUCGAUUCCUACACCUUGGAGUUCGACGUUUCGGUAAUCACUCUCGUUUCCGACAUUCAAAUGGGCAAAAACGCGCGAAUCGUCGAAUUGGUCCCUCGCGACGCCGUCGAAGGCGGUCGUACCGCUGUCGUAACAGGAUGGGGUGUCUUGGAGUCGGGUGGGCCCUUUCCAACGCAUUUGAAAGCUGUCAAGCUUCGCGAAGUGAGUAGAACCGAAUGUAACGUCGCCUACGAGGGUGUUCUCACGGACGUGAUGAUAUGCUUCGGCGAAUACGAAAAGGACUCCUGUCAGGGAGACUCUGGUGGCCCGCUCGUUUCUGAUGAUGGUGUACAAGUUGGCAUCGUCUCCUGGGGAUGGGGAUGCGCCGAUCGAAGAUGGCCGGGCAUCUACUCCAACGUUCAGAAACUCAGAGAUUUCAUCAACGUUUAAGUGAAGAAUUUCCUUACUUUGAUCUGGACCUUUCCAAUUGUUUACUCAAUAAACGUGUAUUGGAAGAAUA
Messenger RNA from Photinus pyralis (common eastern firefly), 909 nucleotides. Its product is annotated as trypsin epsilon-like. Gene Ontology annotation, biological process: proteolysis. The transcript is spliced from 3 exons. NCBI's taxonomy places the organism in Eukaryota, Metazoa, Arthropoda, Insecta, Coleoptera, Lampyridae. The record is from RefSeq and is a predicted model, not a curated record. Gene Ontology annotation, molecular function: serine-type endopeptidase activity. The coding region runs from base 90 to 839 and encodes 249 amino acids.